Scophthalmus maximus (turbot) is the source of this 4951-nucleotide messenger RNA. It is a transcript of the gene tom1l2a, whose product is annotated as TOM1-like protein 2. NCBI's taxonomy places the organism in Eukaryota, Metazoa, Chordata, Actinopteri, Pleuronectiformes, Scophthalmidae. The record is from RefSeq and is a predicted model, not a curated record. The transcript is spliced from 18 exons. Gene Ontology annotation, cellular component: endosome; membrane. Gene Ontology annotation, biological process: signal transduction. Gene Ontology annotation, molecular function: ubiquitin binding; phosphatidylinositol binding; clathrin binding. The coding region runs from base 848 to 2401 and encodes 517 amino acids.
CCGGGCCUCGGUCUCUCUGUCAAACCCUGAGCGGAUUGUUUGUUGUCAAAAUGGAGUUCCUACUUGGCAACCCGUACAGCACUCCCGUGGGCCAGUGUGUAGGGCCGGCUGCUUUUUCCUCUAUAGCGAAUAAGGGAGAGUCACUGAAGAUCCCAGUCUUUCCCUUAUUCUUAACCAAACUCGCCCCCCCCCCUUGUGAUGGGGAAGAACCACGCAUUGCUCCACUCCAACUCAUUGAUGCAACUGGAUAGAAAAACGGUUUGGAGGAAGGAAGUCCCAUAGAAUUUGACCACCUACGGGUCAAACUGCUUUGUGCCCAGACGAGACGGGGAACCAACUUGUGAGCAUUGUCUCCAGCAUUUUGCUCGUCCAGGUCAGGCAUUGGGCUGCGGGGCAGUACAUCUUGGACUCUCUGACAAAGAUGACAGUGUCUCCAAGCCCGAUGUCUCCGGUCGAGUUGCUGCACUGUGCGGACUCCAGCAGCCAGCCGUCUGUGUGGCUGUUGCGGGGGUGAAAGCAGCAGCAGCAGAGCGAAGGAUCAACUCUCCUGACACAAUAAAGAGAGAGAGAGAGAGAGAGAGAGAGACAGACAGAGGAGACAGAAAGCACCUGAUGAGGGAUGCACUGGGCGUUACUCGGACACAGAGAAGGGUUAGAGGUGGUGAAUGAUUGCUUGGCACAGCCUGCCACCGGGACCAUGUGAUCGACUGGCUCCACUGGUGUGGCGUUGAUGUCCCAGGACCGGGGAGGGGUUGACACAACACCACACCACGAACGAAUGCACUCAGCAGGCAUUUACUAGAGGGCCACAGAUGGAGGCCUACAGAAUGAGGACUGGACGCUCAACAUGGAAAUCUGCGAUAUCAUAAAUGAGACAGACGAAGGGCCAAAAGAUGCCAUGCGUGCGCUGAAGAAGAGACUUGGCGGCAACAAGAACUACAGAGAAGUGAUGCUGGCGCUGACGGUAUUGGAAACAUGUGUGAAGAACUGUGGUCACAGGUUUCAUGUCCAGGUGGCAAACAGAGAUUUCAUCGACGGCAUUUUGGUCAAAAUCAUCUCUCCCAAAAUCAACCCUCCGACUAUUGUACAAGACAAAGUGCUGUCGCUCAUACAGGCCUGGGCUGAUGCCUUCAGGAGCAGCCCUGAUCUUACUGGGGUGGUCCAUAUUUAUGAGGAACUGAAGAGGAAAGGCAUUGAAUUCCCAAUGGCCGACCUGGACGCAUUGUCUCCGAUUCACACACCACAGAGGGGUACACCUGAGGUGGACCCAGCCAUGAUCAAGUACCUCGCCCCUGCAUCACCUGCUGCUGCGACUCCAAAACCUGCCCCGACCCCAACCCUGACCCUGACCCCAACCCCGACCCCUGUCUCUGCCACACAGAUCCCCCACAUGCCCAGCCCCAUCACAGCAACCCCUGAACAGAUCGCCCGGCUGCGUAGUGAGUUGGACAUAGUGAGAGGAAACAUCAAGGUCAUGUCAGAGAUGCUAACAGAGAUGGCCCCUGGCCAGGAAGAGGCCUCUGACCUAGAACUGCUGCAGGAGCUGAACAGGACAUGCAGGGCGAUGCAGCAGAGAGUGGUCGAGCUGAUUUCACGUGUCUCAAACGAGGAAGUGACCGAGGAUCUGCUACAUGUCAAUGACGACCUCAACAAUAUUUUCCUGCGAUAUGAGAGGUAUGAGAGGUACAGGUCGGGUAGAGCCUCACACAACGGGAUGUUGAAUGAGGCCACAGAGGACAACCUGAUAGACCUGGGCCCAGGCUCCCCCGCGGUGGUCACUCCCAGGAUCACAUCCAGCCCUCCAGCCCACUCCACUGCCGGGGCCUCCGCCUCUGCCUCCCCAGCCCGUAACCCCACUACAGCAUCGCCGUCCACUGCAAUAGCUGGCCUGGAUGUGGGUUCCGACAGCGUGACUGGCACUCUGUCGUCUCUGUCAGGCCGCAACCGGGACGACUUUGACAUGUUUGCUCAGACCAGGAGCAGCUCUCUGGCCGAACAGCGCAAAAAUGUAAAGUAUGAGGACCCGCAGGCUCUGGGCGGCCUGGCCUCAGCUUUGGAUGUGAGGCAGCAGAAUGCAGGAGGGCUGAGGGUAGAAGGGGAUGAUAACCCAGCAGAUCAGGAGCUGCCCAUAGACAGCUGGCUUAUUACCCAAGGAAUGAUCCCUGUAUCGCAGUCCUCUGUCAUGGAUGACAUAGAGGAGUGGCUCUGUGCUGACGUGAAAGGGGACGCCGCUGAGGAAGGGGUAACCAGUGAAGAGUUUGAUAAGUUCCUGGAGGAGCGGGCGAAGGCAUCAGACACCGUUGGAUCUCCACCGGGAGCUAACCCUGCUCAUCCAGCCCGAGCCCCUGGUGGCUCCCGCAAGAAGGCUGAACGGACAGAAGACGCCCUCUUUGCCUUGUAGACUGUUCUCAGAGCACCUUGAUGUCUCUCCAGGGCAUCUACAGGUACUCGCCCUAGAUGAUUCCCCACCACACAGCCUCUCUAGUCCCGUUUCACCGCUGCCUGGCAGUGCUGUAGUAAGUGAUCUCCUACUCCUCUUCGUCAUUCUCAUGCCACAGUGUUACUCUAAAAUACAGAGGUCAAACAUGUGUACUGCGCACUACUGUGCUGCAUUUAACUAUAUAUGGAUGUAUUAAUCCGUUAUUGUGGGAUGUACUGCUCGCUGCCCUGCAACAAUCCACCAAAGGAAGAAGACCUAAUUUGUCUGAUGUAGUUUUAAUAAGUGGAAUAUUGCUACAAGAUGAAUGGAAAAUCUGAAUGCAGCUCCAUGCAUUUGAGUCAGUAUGAAAGCACACAAUUAGGACAAUAUUGUGCUGUUUUACCACAUUCAGCUUAUUGCUAAUUUAUGCAUUUAUAGUUUUAAUGGUAUGUUCUGUACUCUGUACUAGUGCUGUUGUAAUAUGGUCGGUCCAUGCAUUUUUUCCCGACAAGUACACCACUUAGACUUUUAGUCAUGCUUUUAAAACUGAAAUAUGUGUGGAAUGCAAACAUGUGUUAUAACCCAGUUUGCCUGAAGCAGUGUAGAGAAAAUAGUUAUGUUAGCAGGCCAAUUUUGCUAACCGGGCAUAUCAUAGCUGAAUCACAGCUAAUUUUGAUGAGUGCAUGCCAGCAUUUGUUUAACCAAAGGGAAUAAAAAAAACAAAAAUCUAAAAAGCAGUAGUUAAGAUUCUCUGCUAUGUAUUUCUAAUGGCUAAGGGGAAGGAACAUGCCCAUGGAAUAAUUCCCAUCUGUCUCUUCAGUCCUCUGAAAAGCCACAACAAAUUAACUAAGUGAAAACACGUUCAGCCAUUCCAAAGACUAUGAGGCUUUAAUGAUCAACCAGCACUUAAUGUUGCCUAUCGAACAAUAAUCACGUCCGUGCGUUUAUAAAUGUUCAGGGAUAAUGAACAUUUUCCUUCCCCUGCUAUAAUUAAUGUCUACACUUUGAAGCAAAAACAAGUCUGUAUUUUGUCCUUUGUGUUUACAAGAUGGUUACUAUUUUUCUAGGGGACGGGAAGCGGUCUUUAGAUUGACCUCGUUUUGCACAGAACUUUUCUAAUGUAUAAUUGCAGCUCUUGUACCCGGAGAGGUGGAUAGACGAGAUGUAAAAUUUAUGAUUGAAAAAACGUUUUAAGAGUACUAGGAAUGCAAAAACUUGCUAGACAAAAGAUGGCAUUUAAAUUUUAGGCAUGACUUUAAGCUGCCAUCAUACCUGACUGAAUGACUCAAAGUAUAGCUUACGAUAAUGCGCUGUUGUAGAGGAUGUAUUCACAUAGGUAGAUCUUCACUUACUCUAUUCUCUGUAAUCUAUAUACCUCAAAAUACAGGCAUUUUUGUUUCUGUAUCUGGUUAAAUUGUAUUUGCUCAUAAUAUCCAGAAGGCAGAGAUGUAUUAUUUGAUCCUCUGAUUGUAUUUUUUUAUAGGUCAUAGAGAAAAAUAGAAAAAAAGAUAGAAAAAAACCAACAUGUUUGUACCACUUCAUCUUGUAUGGUUCAGGCAUGUAGCAAACAAAUACAAUUGUACUUUAUUUGAUUUGCGCAGUCAAAAACAAUAUUUUAAUUCUGGUAUGAUUCAUCUGCUCUUGUUAGAGCGGUUGCCAAGGAUUUCUUUGAUUGACCAAUUUUGGCAAAGUAGCUCUGGCUGGCAUUUGCUUUUGGUGUUCUAAAAAAAAAAAGCAAUCCUGCCUUUAUUCCAGCUCUUUUGUUGAUUCCCUGGUUUGUUUUAACAUUGCUCUUAAAACAUUUUUUUUUCCUUUCAGUCCAUUUAUGACCAAAAGCCUUGUCAAUCAGAGGCAGUCCAUUUAAAACCCCUCCCAAGUUGGGAAAGUCUAAUCAAACUUUCUUGUUUAAUUAUCUGUUGUCAAAUAGUCCUUCCACUGGAGGGAAGUAUUCAUGAAUUAUAAGCAUCUAUGUAUCCCAUCAUGAUUAGAUAUUUAAAUGCAUAUUAACUGAUGAAAAAUAAUGACUAAUGAGCUGUAACUGUCUUAAACGCAGUGAGGUUACAUAUGGUUAUAUUGGUUCAAUAUGGUUGCCAGGUAACUGAGAUAUUAGCAUUAUAUUUGCAAUCAACCAUUUCAUCAUUUUUGAAAACUAAACAAAAAAAUUAAUGUAAGAGAAGGUCCUUUAAAAGGGAACCUUUUUCUGUGUUUGUGUGUUAUGUAGCUCUGGAUCUGUAACAGAGCGUAAUGUGUUACUUGCUUUUAUGAAGCUUAAGUCCAUAUGGCAACAUGUAUUCCUCGCACUCAUGGCUAUCUCAACAUGGUUUCCGAAUGUCUUUUAAUACUGAGGAGACAAAGCAUUUAGUAGAUAUAUUGUGGACAUGGAAAAGAGGCUUGUUUUCUGUUGGCAGGGCUCCCAUGUCUGUUUUUGGCUGUGCCGACUGCUGCCAUUACAAAUGGUAACAUUUUGUUUUUGACCUAAUGCACGUACAAACUGUAACUGCCCAAUAAAACACUAGCAAUGUGUGACCUCUA